CACGGCACCUUGCCGCGCAUGUGCAGGCGGAGUCUGCGGAGUGGUGCCGUGGCGGCGGAGGAGCGCAGCGCUGUCUGCCGGCCGGAGAUGCGUGACGUUGUGUUCUGAGGAGCGGCCAGCGGCGCGAUGGAGCGGGCCAGGGACCGUUUACACUUGAGACGGACUACAGAACAGCACGUACCAGAGGUGGAAGUCCAAGUCAAACGUAGAAGGACAGCCUCACUGAGCAACCAGGAGUGUCACGUGUACCUGAGGCGAUCUCAGCAGCAGCAAGUACCUGUGGUGGAUUUCCAGGCAGAACUGAGACAGGCAUUCUUAGCUGAGACACCAAGAGGUGGUUAAAGCAGUAUUGGAACACCAAGGUAGCUGAUUUCAAGAGAAAAAUAAAAACAGGUUAUAGCUGAUGAAAUCAUGAUCAGGAUUAAACAACUAAUUAAAGGGUAGGAUGUUUGGAGGUCAUUUAAUUAUUUGGGAUAUAUUCAAUUUCUUUUCCUUAAAGGCAUCAUACAAAUAUAAACACAUAGCAGAAAAUUUUAAAAAGUAAAAGCAGUACCUUAAUACUCUCACCCUGAAAGACUUUUGUCAUGAGUUACUUUCUAGACAGUGUAGUCUUUGCUUUUUAGGUACUUUUAUUCGUAUUUAACUUGUACUGCUUUUCACCUUAACAUAAGAGAAGUAUUUCAUUAUAAAUAGUUGCUGAAUAUCCUGCUAAUAUGUUUUAGAAUUCCUUUCUGUGAGAACUUUAUAUUUUCUGCUGAUAGUUUGAAAUGAAGUUUCAGUGAUUUGCUUUUUGUAAAACAUUAGAUAGGACCAUUUCCUUGGAUAUGCAGAUGUGAAAAUAAAUCAAGGAAUUUGAAAUUAAGGUUCAUGUUCUAAAUUAUAUUAUGAAUUAUUAGUCUUCAAUUGCCAUGAGAAAGUAUAGUGCCAGGUACACUUUCAUCUGCAUUAAUUAUGUCAAUUACAUAUAAUUUAUUUCUAUUAAAUUAGAAAUACACAUCACAUCCAUUAGCAGAUGAGAAGCUAAAUAUUUUCCCAGGCUUAUUUACUACUUAUUUCUUGUUUUCUUUCCUCAUAUUUUGUUACCCAUUUGUUUGAGUCAUCUGACAAUGUAACAAAACUAUUAUUAACUCAUGAUUUGUCAGUGUUAUGUAGAUUUAUUUACAGUGUCUUUUUGUGUUAGUUGCUUAGAUUUUUGGAAAAUUGCAAUUAAUUUUGAUUAAAUACUUUAUUUUUCCUUUCUUAAGUUUAAGAUUUGAAUGACCUAAGUUCAAAGGGUUUAAUAUGUACUUUUCAGAAACUAAGGAAAGAAGUUUAUAGAUGAGUUUUCUUCUAGAUUUUCUUUAUUUCUAUUUCAGAGUAUAACCCUGCAACGCAAAUUAAUUAGGCUUAUGGCCAUCAUUUCAAAAGGAAAAAUCCUCCCCUACUGAAUUCUUUACCCAGCAUUCUCCAGUAAUUGCCUGGACUUGAUUGCAAGACAGUAGAAUUGAUUUCAGGCAGUGGAAUCUGAUAAUUGUCCUCAGCUGUCCCCCAGAGUAAGAACGUUUUUAUAUGAAUAAGUGUGCAUAAUUGAUUUUUUAACCAAGAAUUUUUUGGCCCUUUAGUAUAGUUUAGAUACUCUUGCAAGUUCCUGUAUAGUAUUAUUUAAAUCAUAAUUAUGAUCUACAAGUAGAGUAAUCUAAUUUUCUAAGUUUCAAGUGCUAGUUUCAUCUAAAUAGUACUAGUUACUAGAAUUAUUUUACAGCAAGAGUUGAUAAAGUAUCUGACUCAUUUAUUGCCUGUUUUUAUAAAUAAAAUUUUGUUAGCACAGAGCCAUAUCCAUUUAUUUACAUAUGGCCUGUGGAUAUUAUUGACAGUACAGUGGCAGAUGGGAGCAUUCAUGACAGAUUGAAUGGCAGGCAAGACCUACAAUAUUUAUUAUCUUUCCUUUUAAAAGAAAAAGUCUGCUAGUCUCUUAGAGAACCACUUUCAAAGAUGAAAACAUAAGGUGAGCCAGUAGGGGAGUGUUGGUGCUAUAGAAUGUGGUAAAGGGAAAGGUGUUACAAGGAGAGUAGAUGAAGUAAACAUUACAGAGUAGAGAAUCAGAUGAAUUUGGUGACAAGGGUCUUGUUAAAGUCUGCUAUACGUGUAAAUGGGUAAAGACAUUUAAACAAUUGAUAUGUUUUCUUUUUCAUUAUAAAAAUGUAAAGCAUAUGAGUGAUAGCCAAGAAAAAUGGGAAAGUAAACCACAGAUUUUAAAUAGCCAUGUUUCAACCAUAGUGGCAUUUUUUUUUCUUUCAUUUUACCCAUUUGCUUUUCUUUUGAAAACAUAGUUGUAAUCAUGUUUUUAAACUAUUCUAUUUAUGUAUAUCAUUAAUGUUCCUUCAUUUUAUUACAUAAUCCUCAAUAUGAUUUGUAAUGAAUAAAUGAUGGUCCCUUCAUGAUUUA
Molecule: messenger RNA, 2424 nt
Organism: Capra hircus (goat)
Lineage: Eukaryota; Metazoa; Chordata; Mammalia; Artiodactyla; Bovidae
Gene: SNURF
Product: SNRPN upstream reading frame
Exons: 3
Coding region: 127-342 (71 amino acids)
Cellular component (GO): nuclear speck
Source: RefSeq, a predicted model, not a curated record